UUUAUACUUCUGAUUUUCGCACUAUAAAUUUCGCACAAAUUUAAUGAAAAACUAUCAGUCAACUUCCACAUUUCAAACUGUAAAGCACCUCAACCACUAUCCAAACAUCAACAACAUGAUGAAAUACAUCACAUUCGUCGCCCUCUUCGCUUUCGCCACCGCUGCUCCUGGUUUCAUCGCUCAACCAGUUGUGGCUAAAGUAGGUGCCGUUAUACACAGCGUUCCAUCUGCCACCUCUCACCAAAGCAUCACUCAAGUGCACAACAAUGCCCAUAUUGUUACACCCGUCGUAAAAGCUGUUGCUCCAGUCGUGCCUGUGGUUCAUGCUGCACCCAUCGUCCCAGUUGUGAAGACCUACUCCGCUCCGGUGGUUCCAGUAGUCAAGACAGUUGCUCCUGUCGUCCCAUUGGUUCACACUGUCCCAGUUGUGAAGACCUACUCCGCUCCUGUGGUUCCUGUUGUGAAGACCUACUCAGCCCCGGUAGUUCACCAUGUUCCAGUAGUGAAGUCACUUGUUGCCCCCGUAGUGCCAGUGGUUCAUGCAUCCCCCGUAGCCCAUAUUGUUCAAAAUUAG
This is a messenger RNA of Zeugodacus cucurbitae (melon fly), 574 nucleotides long. RefSeq lists its product as uncharacterized. The record is from RefSeq and is a predicted model, not a curated record. Lineage: Eukaryota; Metazoa; Arthropoda; Insecta; Diptera; Tephritidae. The coding region runs from base 44 to 574 and encodes 176 amino acids. The transcript is spliced from 2 exons.